UGGAGUUGUACGCUGAAGUAAUGUCUUGUGUUGAAUGUUAACUGCACGCGUUUCCCUUAUGUCGACCAGAACUCUGGAUUAUUUUUCUGUCUGCACCUGCAGUCCCCAGACAAACAGUUCCUGAUGAGUCUAGCAUGGGGAUAGUCACGAGGCUUUUCGCAGUGACUUGGAUUUUAUCAGUUUGUUAUGGGUCACCAUUCUUACUCUUUGCCAAUCGAAAAGAUGUACGCAUCAUUGAUGCUACAGAUCCCCGACCAAACUCCUCAGUUAUUAUUAGCAACUUGAAGGAUGCAGCAGCUGUUGAUUUUAUCCAUAGUGAAGGCUGGAUCUUCUGGACUGAUGUUAGUCUUGAGGUCAUUGAACGCACUUCUAUUAACAGUUCUCAUACCAGUGUCAGUGUCAUCUCCACUGGAAUUGUGUCACCUGAUGGACUAGCUUGUGAUUGGCUGGGGAAAAAGCUGUACUGGACUGACUCUGAGACCAAUCGCAUUGAAGUUAGUAAUCUGGAUGGCACAUUCAGAAAAGUUUUGUUCUGGCGACGCUUGGACCAGCCAAGGGCCAUUGCACUUGAUCCACAGAAUGGAUAUGUAUAUUGGACGGACUGGGGUGAAAUGCCAAAAAUUGAAAGAGCUGGUAUGGAUGGCAAUCAGGACUCUCGAGAGAUAAUUGUGGCUGACAACAUCUUCUGGCCUAAUGGUCUAACACUCGAUUAUGAAGAUUCCAAAAUUUAUUGGGUGGAUGCAAAGCUGCACUAUAUUCACAGCUGUGAUUUUGAUGGAUCUAAUCGCCGUGCUGUUGUUGAAGGAAAUCUCCCACAUCCAUUUGCAUUGACUUUAUUCGAAGAGACAAUUUAUUGGACAGACUGGCAGACAAGGUCUAUUCAUGCAUGCAAUAAACGGACUUCAGCAGAGAUGAUGGUUCUGCAUGAAGAUAUUUUCUCACCGAUGGAUAUUCACUCCUUUGAAGCCAAACGUCAGCCUUCAGAGUUCCGGAACACAGGAGGUGUUAAUCCAUGUGGAAACAACAAUGGUGGCUGCUCACAUCUGUGUCUGAUGUCGCCUCGCCCCCCUUUCUACAGCUGUGCUUGCCCCACAGGUGUUAGGCUCCUCCAGGAUGGCAAAACUUGUGCACAAGGUGCCGAAAAAAUUUUGUUCUUGGCUAGAAGACGAGAUUUGCGCAAGAUUUCUCUUGAUACACUAGACUACACAGCCGUUGUUCUUCCCCUUACUGAUGUUCGUCAUGCAAUAGCUGUUGACUAUGAUCCAGUAGAAGAUUAUGUCUAUUGGACAGACGAUGAAACAAGAGCAAUCCAACGAUCCAGGCUGGAUGGCUCUGGUCAAGAAAUGCUGGUCAGAACAGAAGUGGAUCAUCCUGAUGGCAUUGCUAUCGACUGGAUUGGGCGCAACCUUUACUGGACGGACACAGGCAUGGAUCGUAUUGAGGGUCAGCUGAAUGGCUCGGCAAGAAAAGUUCUCAUUGCAGACCAGCUUGAUGAACCUCGUGCCAUCUGUCUGGAUCCUCAGUCAGGUUACAUGUACUGGUCAGACUGGGGAAAACAGCCAAAAAUAGAGAGGGCCAACUUGGAUGGGACAGACCGCAUCACAUUGGUGGAUACAAAUUUGGGUUGGCCCAAUGGUUUGGCUGUUGAUCUGAGUGUUGGUCGACUCUACUGGGGAGACGCUAAAACCGACCAUAUUGAAACAUCAGAUCUGAUGGGUGGUGAUCGGCGUAUUUUGGUCUCUGAAAAUCUUCCUCAUAUUUUUGGCUUCACGCUGAUAGGUGACUUCAUCUACUGGACAGACUGGCAGCGUCGUUCGAUUGAACGUGUUAAUAAGACAACAGGACUACAAAGAGAGAAGAUAAUAGACCAGCUGCCAGAUCUUAUGGGAUUGAAAGCUGUGGAUGUACACAAACGGGAAGGCACCAACCCAUGUGCAAGCAACAACAAUGGCUGCAGUCACCUGUGUCUGUAUCGGCCACCACCUAAGGGGCCAGUGUGUGCAUGCCCAAUGGGCUUUGAGCUUGUCAGCAAUGGCAGCACAUGCAUUGUUCCGGAGGCUUUCCUUCUGUUCUCUUCUCAGUCCAACAUCAACCGCAUUUCUUUGCAAACUAGCCACUACAACCAACCCAUUCCUAUCCAGGGUGUCAAGCAGGCAGUUGCCAUUGACUUUCACUUCAAGGAAAACCGUAUCUAUGUCACUGAUGUCAGUUCCAAGCGCAUCAGUCGAGCAUUCAUGAAUGGUUCUUCCUUGGAGCAUAUCAUUGAGUUCGGGCUGAAUUAUGCUGAAGGUAUGGCAGUAGAUUGGGUGGCAAACAACAUCUAUUGGGCCGACACCAAUAAGAACCGCAUUGAAGUGGCUCGACUGGAUGGAUCAUCACGUAAAGUGCUUAUCUGGCGACAACUAGACAACCCUCGGGCCCUUGCACUGGAUCCACCCUCCGGGUACAUGUACUGGUCUAUGUGGGGGGAAGAACCACAGUUGGUGCGUGCAAAUCUGGAUGGAACUCAACGCCGAGUGUUAAUCACAGGGCAAGGGCGCAUCCAGGACUUGACUAUAGACUAUGUAGACAGACGUCUUUACUGGGCAGAUAUCGAUCAGCAUAACAUACAGUCAUCAGAUUUGCUUGGGGGAGACAAAAGGCUCAUAGUUCCAUCAAAUUUGCCUCACCCUAUGGGCAUCACGCAGUACGAAGACUAUAUCUACUGGACAGAUUUUGAUUCAAAGUCCAUUGAGCGUGCUAACAAAAUGACAGGAAAGGAUCGCAGUCUUAUUCAGGAAGGGGUUGAUUAUGCUUUGGACAUUUCUGUCAUUCAUGCCUCAAGGCAGUCAGGUCACAAUUCCUGUGGAAGCAAUAAUGGAGGAUGUUCCCACUUGUGUCUGGCUCACUCAGUGGAUCACAAAGACAACAGAACUCACCACUGUGCUUGUCCAACACAUUAUCAUCUCAAUUCUGAUGAUAAGACAUGCUCAGGUAAAUCUAAUAAAUACAGCUUUUGGAGUGCUGGAAAUCUGUUUGUGAAAGCCCUUGCAUAUGACCCAGGCCAGCAACAAAUCUACUGGAUUGAAGGUCGCCAGAAGAUGAUCAAGCGAGCUCCUGAUCAUGGCAGCACUGUUGAGGUGCUACUGAAUAGUGCAAAUGGUCAAAUGCAGCCAUAUGACAUUGCCAUUGAUCCAUUUUCACGUACACUCUACUGGACAUGCUCAAACCACAAUGUGAUUAAUGUCACCCGUUUGGACAUGACUCCAGUGGGUGUCGUGCUGCAAGGCCCAAGCAAUUUCAAGCCAAGAUCCUUGGUGCUUUUCCCAGAACGCGGCUACAUGUUCUACACAAACAUGGUAAAAUCACCCCGCAUCGAAUCGGCACGUAUGGAUGGUUCAGAGAAAACUGAAUUAUUUAUCAAGGGCCUGGUCCAACCUGUCUCGCUGACCAUCGAUAAGACAGAGGGAAAGCUGUACUGGGUUGAUGCAGGAAAGAAUCGCAUUGAGAUGUCUGAUCUGACCGGGGGAAAUCAUCGAGUUUUGGUGGAUGGUCAUUUGGUUGCACCGCGGGGAUUAGCUGUUCAUGGCCAGUUUUUGUAUUGGUUGGAUCGGGAUCAACAGCUGCUGGAACGCUGCCAGAAGAAAACAGGUGCCAAACGUCUAUGGGUGCGAGGUCGUAUGCAGGGUCUCAGUGAUCUUAUUGCUGUCCAACAUUCACUUGAUGUUACCAGCCACCCCUGUGCUGUGGGCAAUGGAGGCUGCUCCCACAUUUGUAUGGUGGAUUCCGACAUCAAGGCACGCUGUUCCUGUCCAUACAACCUCGUGCUGAAGAAGGAUGGCCUUACCUGUGCAGAUCCCCCAACUUGCCCACCUGAUCACUUCACGUGCAAGAGUGGGGGUAUCACCUGCAUACCUUUGGUCUGGCGGUGUGACAACUUGUCAGAAUGUGAAGAUAGCUCAGAUGAGCAAGAUUGCCCGAUCUGUGGCCCCACCCAGUUCCACUGCCAGAGUGGAGAGUGUGUUUCAAAGGACAACCAGUGUGACGGAACUGCUAACUGCAAGGAUGGCAGUGAUGAGAGAGGCUGCUGUGCUGGGGUGCCCUGUGCAUCGUGUGAAAGUCAGGGUCAAGGAGCAUGUGCACCAGGGGAGCUGCGAGACUGCAGUGAGGGUGAAGCUAAAUGUGUGCACCAGCCAACAGUAGACAAAGUACACCACAACGCCACACACUACGCCAUUGCUAUAGUUGUUGGUGUUAUCUUUCUUAUUGUCAUCAUUGUUGUUAUACUUUUCUGUCGUCGCAAGACUCGACAUGUGCCAUUUACUGAUGACGACAUUCAGAUGGCCAAGAAGCCGCUCAACCCACAGACUAGUGGGGAACCACCUCCCCCACAAUCUCACACACUGUCCUCCCGUGGAGGCAAGACUUCAGCUUCUGGAGGUUUAUCCUUGGGUGGCACAUCGUUGGCCAGUGGACUGCCACCAUUUUAUGAUCGCAGUCAUGUGACAGGAGCUUCCUCCAGCAGCUCCACUGGGACCCAGUAUCCUCAGGAGACUUUGAAUCCUCCCCCAAGCCCAGUUACAGAACGAUCAGUUUAUACUGGGGGAGGCCACUACUGCUCUUCACAGAGUGUGGGCACUGUACGAUCAGCACGCAGGCAGCACAAGCCACACAGGUCUCGUCACCACCACCACCAUCAUCAUAGUCACAUUCCCCCGCCCCCCACCACGCCUUGCUCCACAGAUGUUUGUGAUGACAGUGAGCCUUAUCCUGCUAAACGCUUUCGUUACUAUUUCAAUAAUUCUCUUGUGGAACUCAGUUAUGACUCUGACCCCUAUCCACCUCCUCCUACCCCUCGCCGAUACUUUUCGGACGAUGUGAGUUGUCCACCCUCACCUUCAACAGAGCGGAGCUAUUUCAAUCCUUAUCCUCCUCCCCCUUCCCCAGUGGGCAACUCUGACUGCUGACCAUGACCUGUAAGAGGUGGUAUAGUACCAUAGUUGCUAAGCACACAAGAAUGCAUAGAUACUCUUCUACUCUUCUUGGAAAUAACUGUUGCUGACUCUUGUUUUGCCCAAAAAUAUUUGGGCAGUGUUAAACUGUUGGCCUUAACAUUAAGACCAGAUGUUCAUAGAUACUGGAAGGUUUUAUCAAUAGGGCGUGCUUGUCUUCAUCAUUGGUCAUUGACAUGAGCAUGAGGACAAGAUUGAACUUUUGUAUAUUUGACAUGUUGUCAGUCUUCCUGUUGCCUUUUGGCUGGCCGGGUCACUGGUGUGUAGUGUUCUCGGAAUGUUUACAAACGGGCAGGAAUAUUUCAGUGAAGAACUUUGGUUGCAAACAGGAAACCACUCCUCUGCCUGCUGAAUCUCUUGUAGAUAUUGCUAAGAGAGUGCCUCAGGGACAAGUGGAAACAGACACAGUAUGUCUGACAGAGAGAGAGAGAGUGUGCAUGCAGGUUUGUUGUGUCAGUGAAUGCAGUUUUGGAGGUAGGGAAAGUGUGCAACCUGUAUUGUCUCUCCAUUCUCUUUUCCUCUCUUGAUUAUUUUGUGGUUUUUUUAAUUAUUUGUGCUGCAGAGUAUCAUUUUGUGGGAAGCAGAUUCGUAGAAGUGUAAGUUUGAAGAUGCUUGCACUUCAGCAGUAGUUACAGUCUAUAGGAUCAGGACUGGAAUAAGAGUGCUGAAGACUUACAAUUGGUUUAGCAUUUUUGCAAGAUAUUAAAGCUAAAUCAAGUGCAAAAUCAAGUGACUGGGUUUGGUCAUUCUAAGACACUCAUUCCUAAAAUGUUAGUAAAUUUCUCCUUUCAAACUUUUUUGACUUGAUAUGUGGUCGGUCAGAUCUACUCUAUAAAUGCUAGCCAAUGUUUAUUUGCGUGCAACUUAGUUUUAUUGUAGUUAUUACAAUAUUGUUUUUAUCAUAGAAUUCUUUUAUAUGCAGGGGAGGUUGGGAGGUCGGGAUUUUAUGAGGAGCCAGCAUCUAAGGCUAUAUCACGGCAAGGCAGCUAGCCCUGUAUACAGAUGCCACAUGUAGAGAAAGAAAAGAGUGUCCGAGAUAAGAGCUGAACCCAGGACAGCCAACCUUCACUGUAUUGGUGACAGGUACUAACCAUUGCGCCAUCAGGCUGCCUCUCCUAUAUGCAAGAGUUUAAGAGGGUUUCAUGUAUCAAAGAAUUUUACUUGGAAACAAGAAGCAACCAGUGAUUAUAGGUGCACUCUGCGGUGAAGAAGAUGAAACCUGAUGAAAGGUUAGGUUAAUGGUGGAAGUUAUGAAUGUGUUAUGUAGAACGGCACUAUAUUCUCAUUGAAUUUUUAGGACUUGAAAAUAAGCCUUAAGGUAAAUUAGAUCCCAGAAUUUUCUUCAGAACUGCCAUUGCUAUGGCACUUCUGUUGGAGAAAUUCCAACAUGACAUUCUGAGAGUAAACUUAUGUAAAGUUCAGAUAACCAGAGCGUUGUCUUCAUACUUGCCACUUUAAAACAUGCUUACAUUGUGGCAUCCUUCAUACUCAAGAUAGGAGUGUAGAAUUUCAUAUCUAUACCAUUCUUGCCUUUUUAAUUGUGUCCUUUAUUCUUUUCAGGAGAUUGUUAUACCCCACAAAAUUGAAGGCUUUUUGGUGCUUUGCUUUAGGGGUUUCAUUUUGUAUUUUUCUAGCUGGUUGUCUGUGAUGAUCAAAAUUCUAAUGAGUACUUCCUGGAGUCACUUGUGACAGCAGCAUUUCAGGGAGCGUGAUGGAGGAAGAGAGUGAAAGAUGAUGAUAAGCAGAAUGUAAGAAAUAUAGGUCUAUUCAGGGAGUUACUUUAGGAAUCAGCGAGUUGUACAAAAGAAGAAUGGUUGUUUUUAACAUGUUUUCUUAUUGUUUUUUAAUUCAGCAUCCAAAGUUGUCUGGAGGCGAUCUUCCUUGGUAAUAAGUCAGAUACCUUUUUUUGGUUUUUCUGUUGGCAGCCAUAAGGGUAUUUUGUCAAUUAUUCAGUGCAAGUACAGCGCACAUUUGUCGGUAGUUAAAAUGGAUGUAUGGGUUCAGACUGUUAUCCACUCAGUUGUCUUUACUGUGAAAUACAAAUGUAAAGAGAUAGGUGGAAAAGAUCACUGUUAUAAACUGUUGCAACAGUAAAUUUGCUUUGGGAUGGAGGGGCAGGAGAACAGUUAAUAUUGGUUUCCUGAUGGCAGAUGCCUAAAGGUUUGAAGAAUGAAAAUUGUGCCUUCAAACAGUAUGAAGAGAGAAAUUAGUACUGACAGCAAAUCUCAACAGUAUUUCAUGUCAGGCUUUCAGAAAAAUCAGCUAGAUCCCAACAUUGUGCUGUGAAUAUAAAAAGUAAGUGAAGGCAUGAAAGUGUCACUGUGAGAAGCAAAACAACUGUUUACAACAUAAGCUCAAACAUCUUUGCAAGGCUGAGAAAAAAAUAGCGUGAAAAAUACUUAUUGUAUCAUCAGACAUUGAUUCCAAACUAACAAUUUGCAGAGAGAGCUUUGUAUCUGUGAAAAUUAAUAAGCACUGUUGCAAAGUAUAUGUUAACAAAUAACCACAAAGCUGUUGAGCAAUAAAUAUUGAGAAAUCUGCAGAAACAGAUGUGCAGAGCGAUGCUUUGCCUACAUUAAAUGUUACUGUGGUUUCCAAAUCAUAAAAAUAUAUAAAGUAGUAAUUAAGAAAUGAUACUUUUAUUACAAUUUUUUACAACAGCUCUUUCUUUGUCUCUCUCACACACACACACACACUAAAGACAGGGGAGGAAACAUUUUCCUAUCAUUAACAGGAGUAUGUCCAUCAUUUAAGCACAUCAAUA
Molecule: messenger RNA, 7755 nt
Organism: Pomacea canaliculata
Lineage: Eukaryota; Metazoa; Mollusca; Gastropoda; Architaenioglossa; Ampullariidae
Product: low-density lipoprotein receptor-related protein 6-like
Molecular function (GO): protein binding
Source: RefSeq, a predicted model, not a curated record